Messenger RNA from Acaromyces ingoldii, 1590 nucleotides. RefSeq lists its product as hypothetical. Gene Ontology annotation, cellular component: nucleus. The record is from RefSeq and is a predicted model, not a curated record. NCBI's taxonomy places the organism in Eukaryota, Fungi, Basidiomycota, Exobasidiomycetes, Exobasidiales, Cryptobasidiaceae. Gene Ontology annotation, biological process: poly(A)+ mRNA export from nucleus. The coding region runs from base 16 to 1245 and encodes 409 amino acids. The transcript is spliced from 7 exons.
ACUCGACCAAAGAAAAUGGAGGAGGAAGCUGUGCCGGCGCAGCCCCAAGUGGACGACAGCAUCGCAACGCCAGCAGCUGCCGCCGGGGACAACGAUGGUGGUUCAGACAUCAACGGAGGAGAGGUCGUCCUUCAACAGCCUGCAAACGGCAGCGAGGGCGCUUCGCCUGCUGAUGCCGCUGUUGGAGGUGGAGCACUCGAGGACAUGUUUGGGAGCGGCGCAGACUCGGGGCCCAAUAGUGCGGACGAAGGUGAAAGCUCCUCGAAGAAGAGGCACGCAGAAGAGGACGAGGCUGAGACGGCAGCCGAUCCGCUCGAUGACGAUGACGCAGAUCCUGUCGAGCGGAGUCAAGAGCACCUCAAGAAGAAGAAAAAGAAGAGGAAGGGGGGAGACGGUGAAAUUGGAGAGGAUGCACUAGGGGAGCUUCGACCAGAGACCGAAGAGGACCGGCGCAGGAGGGAUCUCUUGGCCCGCAUCGAUGCGGCGGCAAAGGGACCCAAGAGACGACCAAAGAAGAAGGCUGACGAAACAGACUUGGAGCGAGUGGCCGACGACGAGAUUGUGCAUAUGCGUGAUGCCAUGAUCAACGCUGCCGACGAGGACCGCGAGGCAAACGAGCUCAAGAAACCAGCCACGGCCAAGUUGCGCAUGCUCAAAGAGGCAGUCGACACGCUACAGAAAACCGGAUACCAGCAAGCCAUCCUCGACAACAACCUUCUCGAGGCGGUUCGCAUGUGGCUAGACCCGCUUCCCGACAAGUCACUGCCUUCACUCAAUAUUCAGCGCGCCCUCUUUCCGCUGCUAGAGAAGAUGUACAUCGACACGACUUCGCUCAAGAUGAGUGGCCUGGGCAAGCUGGUCCGCUUCUACACCGAAUGCGACCGGGUAGACAAGAACGUGGCGAGGAUCUGCGAUCGCCUGAUUGAAACGUGGUCGCGACCCAUCCUCAAAAGAUCAUCGUCGUACAGGGACAGGCAGCAGAAGAUCCGAGAGUUCCAAGUCGACCCGUACCGGAGCGCCGCGUUCCGUCAACAGCUGGCAGCCAGCCAAGCGAAGGGUCAGAGUGCCUCGCAGCAGAGCCAACGUGUACGAAUUCCCGAGGCCGUGACGGGCAACAGCUUCCGCUUUGCUCCUGUCCCAUCUUCGUCCCACGCCGAACCCGAUGACUCCCAAGCGGCGCGUUUGGCCAAUCGGCAAAAGAUGAACAAAUUCAAGAGGAGCAUGCAGGCUGCCAAAAACCGUUGAUCUCCGUUGUAAUAAUGUUAUGCACCUUGUCUGCCACCAAAUGUUCGGGAGGGGUGGGGGGCACUUUCAUCUUAUCGGCCGUACAAAGCCGUGUGUCGCCUGAACCCCGCCUUUUAUCCUCCCGAGCCUACCCACGCUGCUUCCUCCCAUCGUCGCUUCUCUCGUGCAGGUUGCACACUGCCUUCCAUGCUCAGUCGCGUCAUUGGAUGUAGUUGACUUGCAAGCCCCUUGUUGAUGGUCGGGUCUUCGGUGGGCGCCCUCUACGCGCUCGGCGCUUUCUCGUAGAGAAAAGUGGUGAAGCGCCCCGCGGCAUCUCCGCCGAUGCAACGGCAGCGUAGCCUGGAA